CUGCAAACUGGAGAAAGGGGAAAAAGCAGGAGGGCAAAGAUGGAUUUCUCCUACCUGAACCACUUCUUUUAAGCAACUUUUUUUGAAAGGCACAUCCAAUGAUUCUACUCACAUCUUCUCGGACAACAUUUAGUCACAUGACCACACCUAGCAAUAGGAGAGUGCAAGAGAUAAAAUCUUUUAUUCUGUGCGGCAAUAAACCUAGGUAAGACCUAACCUUUCGUUACCAAGGGAAGAGGGGACAUCUAGGUAACCGACACUGUCUGCAGUACCUGCCCUCAGUUCUCUGUCUUCUGCUUCUAGAUGUUGGAACACUUGGAUUUCUUUCCUAGGCCUCAGUUUUUCUCUAAGACUUUCCAUUUCCUAGUCUAUUUGCUGUCUUCAGUAUCUACCUUUGUAACAUGACAGUUUAUAGUGUUAAUUCUGAUUUGGCCCAUUAUUGAGUUAUGGUGUUUGUUUGGUUUUUUUCAAUGGAUUUCAUACCUUCAAAUGCCAAGAACUCUGUUUGUUCUUUGCAUAGCAAUCUGUUCUUAAAUGGCCAUGAUUUCUCAAAUCUCCCUGAGUAUGCUACUUAAGAUGUUUUAACGUUUUGUUUUGUUUUUGCACAGACAUCUGUGCACAUCUGUAGAAGUGUCUGUUGGGUCAGUAUAUGUCAGAAUAGAGAUGUACGAUACCAAUAAUUGGGAAAUACAACACUGUGCCACUCACUAUUAUGACUGGUUAAGAACACAAAUUCUAAAGCCAGUCUCCUGUGCUAUAGUCUCAGCCUGUUCCUUUCUGCUGAAUCAUCAUGGACCUAUACCAGUUUGCUCAUCUACAAAGUGGAGAUUUUAACCUACACAUUGAUGUAUUAAUAUCUGUAACCCCUUUUGAACAGCGGCCAGCUGAUGAAAAGGAGUCAUGGUCCUCUGUACUACUUUCCUGGUACUUCCCGCGGGCUGGAUGAAAUGAAAUGAGGAAAUCCCCAACCUUCUGCAGAAAAAAAGGGAACCGGCAUUUCAGGGGGCAGUGUGGGAGGAAUGAGGCCUGGAGGAGGCAGGAUCCCAAAGAAAGGAGGAUUCCCAAGAGCUGAUGACAUGGGUCUAGCCCAGCCUCCAGCAGGGGAGGAACACAAGACUCCAGGACAGUGAGGAGCCCACACCUUGGCCAGACCUGGACCCACCCGAGCGGGCCACCUGUUCUCCAGAGCUGAAUCUCGAGAUGACGCCGACCCGGGGGCUGCUCCCCCUGGCUCUGCUGUCUCUCUGCUGGGGACUCAGCAUAACAGGGGCUGAAGAGACUGUCCCGCUACAGACCCUGCGCUGUCAUAAUGACUACACCAGCCGCAUCAUCUGCAGGUGGGCAGAUACUCAGGAUGCCCAGCGACUGGUCAACGUGACCCUCUACCGCAGGCUCAAGGAGGACCAUCCUCAGCGAGUGUCCUGCAAUCUUAGUGACGACAAGGCCUGGUUAAACAGCGGUUGUCUUGGCUGUGUACCCAGAAAAUGUGUUAUUCCUUACCGAAGCUUUGUCCUUGCUGACUUUGACUACUUCUCAUUCCGACCGGACCAGCCUCUGGUCACCGAGCUUACCGUUAAUCUGAGCCAGCAUGUGCAGCCCCCCACACCCAAGGACCUCAACAUCACUGCUACCAGGGGGAGCUUCCUGCUGUCCUGGAGUACAGUCCACGAGGGUUUCCAGAGCCACUGGCUGUCCAGCCUGGAGUUUGAGGUGGUCUACAAGCGUCUUCAGGACUCCUGGGAGGAUGCCCGCACCACCUACUCCAAGUCCCCCCAGGCCAUCCUGGAGCUAAAGCACCUCCUGCCCAGCAGCACCUACGUGGCCCGAGUGCGCACCAGGCUGGCCCCAGGCUCGGGGCUCUCAGGACGGCCCAGCCAGUGGAGCCAGGAGGUUUCCUGGAACUCGCAGCCAGGGGAUGAGGCCCAGCCUCAGAACCUCCAGUGCUUCUUUGACGGAGCCGCCCUGCUCACCUGCACCUGGGAAGUGAGGUCCGAGGCAACCCACUCCGUCUCCUUCACCCUCUUCUACAAGACUGGCCCCAAUGCACAGGAGGAAGAAUGCUCUCCCGUGCAGAAGGAGACUGGCAGCCCCUACAUCCAGCACCGAUGCCAGAUUCCGGUGCCGGAUCCCAGGAACUACACCCAGUACAUCAUCUCUGUUCGACCAAAGAUGGAAGAGAAACUGAUAAAGAGCUCAGACAACAUCCAGAUGGCUCCCCCGACCCUCAACGUGACCAAGGGUAGAGAUGGCUACAUCCUGCAAUGGAAAGAAGAAAAAAUGAGCUACUCACACAUAACUUGCAUCUUCCAGGUCCAGUACAAGAAGGAAGGAACCUCAUGGGAGGACACCAAGACCGUGGACUUCCAGAAUGCCCACACUAUGUCCCUGCCGACCCUGGAGCCCGCCAGCAGGUACCAGGCCAGAGUGAGAGUCAAACCCGAGCCGGGGAACUACAAGGGGAUCUGGAGCGAGUGGAGUGAGACAAGGUCCUGGGACACCGAUUGGGUGCUCCCCAUGUGGGUCCUAGCCCUCAUCCUUGUCAUCAGCACCUUAAUCCUGCUUCCGGUCCUGCACUUCUGUGGCGUCUACGGGUACAGGCUGAACCGGAAAUGGGAGGAGAAAAUCCCCAACCCCAGCAAGAGCCACCUGUUCCAGAACGGGAGCGCUGGACUCCGGCUGCCAGACAGCAUGGCCACCCUGGACAGUGGGAGCCGCCCACACAAGGGGCCAUGGGGCAGCAGCUGCCCUCAGCUGGAGGGGGUGUUCCCUGUAGACUGCAGGCACAGCGAGGUGUCACCUCUCACCACAGAGGACCCUAAAGACGCCUGUGACUCAUCAUCAGAGCCUGACAUGACUCUGACCACCUCGGACCUCCCCACGGAGCAGCCCCCCAGCCCCACGACAGGGCUGGCUGCCCCCUCAAGCAGGCCUGAGAGCCAGGCUUCCGGCUUUGACUUCAAUGGUCCCUAUCUGGGGCCGCCCCACAGCCGCUCCCUGCCUGAUCUUGUGGGCCAGCAGGAGCCCCCACAAACGGGAGUGAGCAGGAAGCCACAGUCCCCGGGGUCCCUGGAGUACCUGUGUCUGCCCGCAGGGGGGCAGGUGCAGCUGGUCCCGCUGGCCCAGGUGAAGGGGCAAGGCAAGGCCAGGGAUGGGGACACAAAUUCCAGCCCAGGGGCCCAGAGGAGCCCUUCCCUGGAGUCAGUGGUGGGCCCUGCCCCUCCAGAGCCUGGGCUGAUGGAGGAUGGUCAAGACCAGAAGGACAGGGCCCCCACAGUUCUGCCCACUGGCUGGCCUGAGGUUGGCACCGUAGCCUCUGGUUAUGUCACCACUCCAGAUCUGAUAUUCACCCCACCCACCGGGGCCCCAUCUCCCUCCCAGGCUGCCCUUCCGAGCCUCCCCUCAGCCCAGAACCCCGCUUUCCAUCCUGGACUGGCUGAUGGGCCCCCUGUAGCCUCAGCCCCCCAGAAACCAGAGUUCGAGGGCUACGUGGAGGUCCCUCCAGCCACAGGCCAGUUUCCGCAGUCCCCCCUGGCCAGCCCCGCCCCUCCUAGAGUCAGCAGCCCUGUCCUGAGCCCAGGCCCCCUCAGGGCAGACAUGUCCCCCACCUCCCCAACCCCCGAGGGUCUGCUCGUCCUGCAGCAGGUGGGUGACUACUGCUUCCUUCCAGGCCCUUUCUCCCCCCAGAGUAAGCCCACCUCCCCAGGACCCUGUCCUGAGAUCAGGGACCUCACCCAGGUGGUCCAGCCCAAGAAGCCUCCAGCUCAGGCCUUUCCCCAGGUGCCGGCCGUUCAGCUCUUCAAAGCCCUGAAACAGCAGGACUACUUGUCACUGCCCCCUUGGGACAUCAGCAGGCCUGGGCAGGUGUGCUGAGACUCUGGAGACCUUGAGGGGGAGGAACAGAGGAAAGGGCCUGCCUUUCCUCCUGCCCUGCCUGGUCCUCCUGCCACCCCUGCUCCCUUCGCUGGUCCUUUCCACAAAGCUGUGGAGAAGCUUCCAUGUUGUAACAGAUGGAGACCGGAAAAAUAAGUUAACCAUCUACCUCCUUCCUUGACCUUCAGCAAGGUCAAGUUUCUCUCUCUCCCUCCCUUCUUCUCUGCCACACACACACACACACACACACACACACUGUUCUUUGAA
Odocoileus virginianus texanus is the source of this 4137-nucleotide messenger RNA. Lineage: Eukaryota; Metazoa; Chordata; Mammalia; Artiodactyla; Cervidae. The record is from RefSeq and is a predicted model, not a curated record.